GCGUUAUAGUUGUUUAUGGGUAAUUCAGAACUGCCAACAGCAGUUAAUAUAACUUGGUCAUCAAUCAAUUUCAAAACAAUACUACAGUGGCAACCCAAGCCAACUAACUAUGUCUAUACAGUAGAAAUAUCUGGAAUCAACUCAAACUGGGAAAAAGCGUGCAUCCACACAGAAGAAACAGAGUGUGAUGUUACUGACAAACUGGGGAAUGUAAAAGACACCUAUACUGCACAUAUAAAGUCUGAAAUGCUUACAAGGUCAGAAAACUUUGAAGAGCCAUCUUAUGCAAUCUCCCCAAAAUUCACACCAUACAAUCAGACUACAAUUGGGAGACCUGGGAUUCAAACUUAUGAACAAAUCAACUCCAAGCUGAAAGUGGUAAUUGAAGAUCCACUUACACCAUACAGAUUUUCCAAUAAAAGCUUUAAAAGUAUCAGAGAUAUUUUUAAAAAUGACCUGGAAUACACACUAUAUUAUUGGAAAGAUCAAAGUACAGGAAAGAAAGAGGCAACAACAAAAAGUAAUCAGUUUGAAAUAAAUAUUGACAAAGGAAAGAACUAUUGCUUCAAUGUACAGGCAACUGUACUCUCUCGCACAGAGAACCGCAAAAGUCAAGAAAGCAAGGUGAAUUGUACCAGUCAUCAGAGAGAUAUCUUGGAUGAGUAUGGGACCGAAGUUUUUAUUAUCAUAGCAGCUGCAGCCAUUGUAAUCCUCAUUACAAUCAUUGUCUUGUCUGUGACCCUGUAUAAAUGCAAGAAAACAAAAGCUGCAAAGGAAAAAGAAACGGUGCCACUUAACGAUGUUUAAGGAAAAUUACAAGAAGUGUCUUUUGUUACUACUUCAAAUGCUGCUGCAUACCCAGACAGAAAAGCUUAUGGUACUUGGAGGGGGGAAAAAAACUACUGUCUCUAAAUAUUAGCCUUUACUUAAGUGUAAAGGAACAUUUCCUGUUUCUGUGAAACUUUUUUUAUAUAUUUAAAGCAAAACACUACCCUUUUAAAAACCCUGUUUUGAUUUUAAUAUUAGUAAACGGAUGAAAUAUAUAUGAUGAAAUAUUAACUCAGAGAUGAACACUACGAUUCCUUCUGCACUUUUUGGAUAAGUCAAUUGUAGGUUGGUUUAUUCUGUGUAUCAGUUGAUAUAGGUUAUAAAAACUAAAAGACUGACUAUAUGACAUCCUAACAAGCGCUCAUGAGGCAGAGAGAGUACCAUGUCAAACUAACUUUCAAAACCAUAAUGCAACAGAUCCAAACAUCUAAUAGUCAUUUCAAGAAGAAUCUGCUGUCCACACAGACACAGAAUUACCUGUCUAGACUUUUGGCCACUCCAGCUGCUAAACUGAGUAGCUUGUUUUAUUUGCAAUCAAUUUAAAUCAAUAGAUAACUAAUUUCUUGCACGUAUUCAAUUGGAAAUAGAAUUUAGCACUUAUACUGAUGAUUAAACACUUGAGAGAACUAUUUUAUUUUUAUAAUGGGGUAUAUAAAUUAACUACUUAGGUGAUGUGAUUUGGAGAUACCACUUGCUAUUAGUUUUAAUAUAUUUAUGACGUUUUUUUAUAAAUUGGAAUAAUAUUUAUACUGGUGAUAUUUGUAUAUAUUGUGAUAAUUUAUUUAAUAUACUUUCUUACUGAAAUAAAGGUGAAUGGGAAAAGA
This is a messenger RNA of Pelodiscus sinensis (Chinese soft-shelled turtle), 1652 nucleotides long. The record is from RefSeq and is a predicted model, not a curated record. Lineage: Eukaryota; Metazoa; Chordata; Testudines; Trionychidae.